UUCAGAUCCGGUGUUGGCCGCCAGGUGGCGCGCUCGUGGCCCUGAUCCCUGACACCAUGAGUAUGGCAUUGGCCGGGGUGCGGGGGUCUUUUAAAUGGGGGCUGUUGAGGAGGUUCAGCUCUGCUGCAGGGCACAGGGAGGUCGGCGUCACCCAUCUGGAAGGGCAGCAUGCGGGCAUCGCAGAGAUCGUCAUGUGCAGGCCUCGUGCUCGCAACUCAUUGGGCAAGGUGUUUGUUAAUGAGUUUUUUCAUUCCGUUGACAGUCUGCGCCAUGACAGCAGUGUCCGUGUGGUGGUGGUCAGGAGCGCAGUCCCAGGCGUGUUCUGUGCAGGUGCGGAUCUGAAGGAGCGAGCGCAGCUGGGAAAUUCCGAGGUGUCUCAGUUCGUUCAGAAUCUCAGAAAGUUAAUGAAUGAGAUCGCGGCCCUGCCAAUGCCCACUAUUGCAGCAGUUGAUGGCUAUGCCCUGGGUGGCGGCCUGGAGCUGGCCCUGGCGUGUGACCUCCGUGUAGCAGCAUCUUCAGCCAAGCUGGGGCUCAUUGAGACCACGAGAGGGUUACUUCCCGGGGCAGGGGGUUCCCAGCGACUACCACGUCUAGUUGGAAUUGGUUUGGCCAAAGAGCUGAUCUUUACUGGGAGACAAAUCGAGGGCUCACAGGCGUACCAGAUCGGACUGGUAAAUGAUGCGGUUCCCCAAAAUGAGGAGGGGAACUCUGCCUACAAGAAAGCAUUGGAACUGGCCCAGGAAAUCCUGCCUCAGGCCCCCGUUGCGGUGAGGAUGGCCAAGUUGGCUAUGAACAAAGGAAUUGAGGUGGACAUUACCUCUGGAAUGGCCAUAGAGGGGAUGUGCUAUGGGCAGGUCAUUCCCACAAAGGAUCGCUUGGAAGGAAUGGCAGCUUUCCAGGAGAAGCGUCCUCCUCACUACACCGGGGAGUAACAACGUCUACUUAAACAUCCCCCCCCCCCCCCCCCCCCCCUCUCAUUUACCACCAUUGCCAGAAACACCAAAAGGGGGCUGACAUACCAAGAGUUCUUAUGAAACAUUUACUCCGACCUCCUCGCCCCCCCCAGAAGAGAGAACAUUGGAUCAACAGAUGCAUAUGAAAUAUGGCUUCCUGUGUCGGAAAGAGAACUUUACAUCCAUUUUAGGUGGAGUUUGCAUCUCAAAGCAAUAAAAAUAUCACAUU
Molecule: messenger RNA, 1182 nt
Organism: Bufo bufo (common toad)
Lineage: Eukaryota; Metazoa; Chordata; Amphibia; Anura; Bufonidae
Gene: ECHDC2
Product: enoyl-CoA hydratase domain containing 2
Exons: 10
Coding region: 57-932 (291 amino acids)
Biological process (GO): fatty acid beta-oxidation
Cellular component (GO): mitochondrion
Molecular function (GO): enoyl-CoA hydratase activity
Source: RefSeq, a predicted model, not a curated record